AACAGCCAUGCACACUAGGGCUCACUGCAGCCUCACCCACUGUCAUCUCUGUGAGCAGGCCCUCUUAUUUGGGGGCGUGUGGGCCAAGAGCAGACGCCUAACCUGUUUAACCUGUCUGACGUCAUCAUCGCUCCACCCACCAGCGUCCCAGGUGCCCUGCGGAGCUGGUUAGAUCUUCCUGUUCUCUGCUUCCGUGCUCUCAGUUCCUACAGAGUAGCCUAAGGUCCCAGAGCUGAGCCUCCGGGGCUCUUCUGGCCUCAACUCGGCCCUCUUGUCCUUUCCCGCGGUGAGUGAGGAGCCAGGUGCAGGUCUCUUAAGAGCUGAGAGUUGAGACCACUUAACCAAUAAACAGACUUGUGACCGCCGCACCUGCAAACGCCUUCACUCUCCAUGCUGAGCAGAGAUGGGAAAUCGAACAGAUGAAGAUUAUAAUUUUGUCUUUAAGGUGGUGCUGAUCGGCGAGUCAGGCGUGGGCAAGACCAAUCUGCUGUCCCGGUUCACCCGUAAUGAGUUCAGCCACGACAGCCGCACUACCAUCGGAGUUGAGUUCUCCACCCGCACCGUCAUGCUGGGCACCUCCGCUGUCAAAGCCCAGAUCUGGGACACUGCUGGCCUGGAGCGAUACAGAGCCAUCACCUCUGCGUAUUAUCGUGGAGCCGUGGGAGCACUUCUGGUAUUUGAUCUGACCAAGCACCAGACCUACGCUGUAGUAGAGCGCUGGCUAAAGGAGCUAUAUGACCAUGCUGAAGCCACGAUUGUUGUCAUGCUUGUGGGGAACAAAAGUGACCUCAUCCAUGCCCGAGAGGUCCCCACUGAGGAGGCCUGCAUGUUUGCUGAAAACAAUGGUCUGCUGUUCCUGGAGACGUCAGCCCUCGACUCCACCAAUGUUGAGCUAGCCUUUGAGACUGUCCUCAAAGAGAUCUUUGCAAAGGUGUCAAACCAGAGGCAGCAAAGGGCCAGGACCGGUGCCAUCGCCCUGGACGAUGCCCAAGCUGGACAGAAUCCUGGCCCUGGGGAGCGUGGGACCUGUUGCAUCAACCUCUGACCUCAGCUACGGCCAACCCCCAUGUCCUGCCUUCAGCCACCUUCAGGUGCUCUGCCACCCUUACUGCAGGACUUCUCCUUACCCAAGUCCCCGGUUACAAGCACCCAGGGCCCUACCACAUGAUCUGUCCACCACAUCCCUCUCCAUCACCUGGACCCCUUACAGGCGAGGGCCCACAAAUAAAGCUGUUUUGUAUCACGCCUGGCCA
Messenger RNA from Apodemus sylvaticus (European woodmouse), 1253 nucleotides. It is a transcript of the gene Rab25, whose product is annotated as RAB25, member RAS oncogene family. The transcript is spliced from 5 exons. Gene Ontology annotation, molecular function: GTP binding; GTPase activity. The record is from RefSeq and is a predicted model, not a curated record. The coding region runs from base 404 to 1045 and encodes 213 amino acids. Gene Ontology annotation, cellular component: recycling endosome. Gene Ontology annotation, biological process: exocytosis. Lineage: Eukaryota; Metazoa; Chordata; Mammalia; Rodentia; Muridae.